AUAUUGCUUGGUUUUCUCCCCCAACAAGAUGCUGCCGAGUGGAUUAGUAGAACUAUCAUCAGCUGAUGAUGUACUGUACGUCAGAGACGCUCUGCUACCUGGACGAUCUGACGCCGAGGCAACCUACGCCUUCACCAAGCACAUUGGGGACAGUCUGGGCUCCAUGGCAACACAGAUCAACUUUUUCAUUCACAAUUUGGCACAACUUAAAUUCUCGUCUCCUCAAGCUCCGCCCACUCUACUGACCUUUGUACCUCAGGCAUAUAGUAUAGAGACAGAUGGACGGAUAUCGUGUGCGGUGAUUGUGGCAUACUACAUGAAAUACUAUCCAGAUGCACAUGCGGUGUACCAAAUUCAAGUAACUAGACCCCAGGUUAGCAUGACGAUGCUCUUCCGUCGCUACCGUGAGUUUGACGAGCUCCAUUGUCGACUCACCCUCUGUUUCCCUGGCGACGAACUACCGGGUUUUCCCGGGAAAACCUAUAUACCCGGGAAAUCGAGAGCUCGUGAGACAGUUGAAAGACGAUUGAGUGAAUUGAACAAAUACAUCUCAUUGCUUCUGCGGAUGGAGGCUCGCAUUUCCGAGUCGGACGUUGUCUACACGUUCUUCCAUUGCCUCAUAAGAGAUGAACAAGAGAAGACGAGAAUGGAAGAAGAGAGUGGGAACGAGGGUGGAGCAGUGGCGGGAAAGGUCAAAGUUCACUUAAUGUACGACAGAAAGAGGGAGUCAUUGUCAGUGAUGAUCCGGCAUGUCACUGAUCUGGUUCCUAGGGAAGGCACCGACACUGCUGACCCCUACGUCAAAAUGUACCUCAAACCCGACGUUGCCAAGACAACCAAACAGAAAACAAAGAUAGCACGGCGAACCCUCCACCCAACCUACAAUGAAACUUUCACAUACAAGGUCCCCCAUCAAGCUCUGUCUGAAAGGUCGCUGGAACUCUCAGUAUGGGAUGCCAGCAUUCUUCUCAACAAACAAUGCCUCGCUGUGGCAACCGUUGACCUUUCUACUCUGCAGAGCGAAUUGACUAGUGGGUGUGGCCGGUGGGUGGAGCUUCACAGUCUAUCCCAGGCCCCACCCACUCAUUUAGAAAACACAACAUGACAAUUUUAUAACCUGUUACUGCGCAUGCGUGUGAUACAUCGUAAAUGUUUCUAAUUGAGGGAAAACUUUUUCGCGCGAAAUAUUGAAAACAAAAUGGCGUCGUAUACUCCUCCGAGGACGGUGGACGAGCCUUCGCUGGCCACGGCAAGCGGCAUCCUCGUCCUCCCUCUCCACGUCACAGAGGAGCCCACGACACUGCCCGAGACGGGCUCAUCGCUGGACCUGAGUAGUCUAAGUGGAGCCGACGAGAGUUUGGCCGACCUUCAGCCGGAGCUCGAGGAGGAGAGGGAGAGGAGAGGGGGCUGGGACGGUCUCCUUGAGGAACAGAAGAAGUUGGAGUUCAUGGCGUGUCUGGGUCUGGUUCCACCUGCGGUCCUGGAGGAGAUACACAGACGUCAGGACAUGUGCAAGUCGGAGUAUGGGAACUGGUGGGACCGACUCCACUCCACCGAUUUUUGUCUCGUUCCAAAGUCAGACUCUAGUCUUCAUGCACUGCACAUACUCAGCUGUGAAGGGGAUGUUGGGGAGGGUGUGAUGAGUGACUGUGGUGUGAUAGGGGGAGGAGGGGGAGGUGAAGAUGUCACACAAGUGACUCCGAGACCAGAUGCCGGAGCAUUAGUCGAACAAAUCACUUACCUCACUUCCUGGCCUCAAACCACGCCCCCUGAAACGGCUAAUUCCGUAGAAGUAAUAACUCAACCUGCUGUCCCUCAGAAUAUGGAGAGAAACGAAAUGACUGCUUUUUCCAGCGAAGAUACCAUCCUAUCUCAGUCUCUAAGAGACCAUUAUGCAAGUGUUCUAACAGACGAAGACCAAAUAAACGAACAUGUCCAGCUACAAAACACAUUGCAACACAUCACAACUUACAGAUGAAACCACGCCCACUUCUCAAGCCAGAAAACCACACCCACAUCCACCGUUACCAUGAUUACUGUUGCUAUGGAGUGGAUGCAUGAUUAUACAGACCACCAAAUACAUGGCAACAUUCAACUCACGAGAUAUAGUUAUUUUUAUAAU
This is a messenger RNA of Geodia barretti, 2122 nucleotides long. Lineage: Eukaryota; Metazoa; Porifera; Demospongiae; Tetractinellida; Geodiidae. The record is from the annotation of a GenBank genome assembly.